AUGGAGGCGGCGGACGAGCUGCUGGGUCCGAGCGCGGCGGCGCUGCGGCUGCUGGGCGUGUGGCCGGGGGCGGCGUCGGCGUCGGCGUCGGCGUCGGCGCGGGCCACGCUGGUGUGCGGCUGCUACCUGGCCGUGGUCGCCUUCGCCGCCUCCCAGCUGCUGGCCGAGCCGUGGCGGCCCCUCGAGGAGCUCGCCAUCGCCGCCCUCAUCUUCGUCACCGGCUCCUCCUUCACUUUCAAGGCACGGCCCUGCUCCGCAGUUAAUGGAGCCAUGUUCCUGAGAUACCGUCCCCGGCUGCUGCAGCUGGCGACGCAGCUCUGCGGGGGCGGACUGCGGCCGGACGUGGGGGCGGAGACGCGCCGCCGCUACCGCCAGCGCGGCCGCGAGGUCUUCCUCUACCUGCAGGCGAUACUGAGCGCGCCGACACUGCUGUGGUCGCUGCAGCCGCUUCUGGUGCCGCCUGGUGGCAGCGUCGCGAAUCUCUCCAACAUGACGGAGCCUGCGCUCAAGCGUAGUACGCCGCUGCCCAUGUGGCUGCCGCCGGCGCUGCAGAGUUCACCCGCCUACGAGAUGGUGUACGGGCUGCAGGUAUUCUCCAUGCUGGUGGUCCUGCAGACCUCUGUCUUCACUGGCAUCUUCUUCCUCGUCCUCAUGCUCAGCAUCGCUGCCGAGCUGCACGUGCUCAACGACAGCAUUGCCGGGAACAGUGGGCAGGUGUCCAGAUGUGUCAAGGAACUGGAGGCUAUAAUGAACCUGCCGAUCUUCGUUCUUUUGUUUCUACACAUGGUGAACAUCUGCGCACAGAUCUUCGUCACCUCUCUCCUGUUGCAGAAGGACAAUGACUCGACAACGCUUUUCAAGGUGUUGUUCACGCUGCCGAUUUAUCUGUAUGAGACUGGACUUUAUUGCGUGUUUGGUCAAAUCAUUAUCGACCAGAGCGACCGGCUGUCCAGCUCGGCCUACAGCGGCACCUGGCUGCAGGGCGACGUGCGUCUUCGGAGGGCGCUGCUGCUGCUGACGUCACGUGCCGUCCACCCCCUCACUCUAACCGUGGGCAAGACCUACACGCUCUCCAGGCACACCUUUCUCCAGAUUCUUAAUGGCUCGUACUCUCUCUUCAACAUGCUGUAUCAAGUCCAAGGCAACAAGUGAAGGAUGUAAUCUGGAAGAAUACACGUUUUCGUAAUGGACCUACCCUCAG
Molecule: messenger RNA, 1201 nt
Organism: Schistocerca americana (American grasshopper)
Lineage: Eukaryota; Metazoa; Arthropoda; Insecta; Orthoptera; Acrididae
Exons: 7
Coding region: 1-1152 (383 amino acids)
Biological process (GO): sensory perception of smell; detection of chemical stimulus involved in sensory perception of smell
Cellular component (GO): plasma membrane
Molecular function (GO): odorant binding; olfactory receptor activity
Source: RefSeq, a predicted model, not a curated record